GAGUCCUUGAAUCUGUACAGUAAUGGGCUCGAAGGGGCUUUACCAGAGAGCAUUGCUAGUUUAAAACUACUGCACGAACUCAAAUUGUUUAACACCAAACUCAGUGGGUCUUUGCCGAGUCAACUUGGUGAAAACUCGCCAUUGCAGCUCCUGGAUUUAUCUUAUAAUCAAUUUUCUGGUAUAAUUCCUGAGAAUUUGUGUGCAAAGGGAAAGUUAGAGGAUCUUUUUUUAUGUACAAUUCAUUUUCCGGUGAAAUUUUGGUGAGUCUGGGGAAAUGCAAAAGCCUUCUCCGGGUCAGACUGAAGCACAAUGGGUUAACAGGUGGAGUCCCAGACAACUUCUGGGGGCUGCGCAGAUUUUUCGGGCCAAUACCAGAUGAGAUUGGAUUGCGGGGCAAUUUGGUGGUGUUCUCUGGGAGUGAUAAUAGUUUCACCGGUCGGAUUCCGGCUUCCAUGGUGAAAUUGAGGCAGUUGGAUAGACUUGAUCUUAGUAAAAAUGAGCUCACUAAGGGUAUUCUUGAAGGAAUUAGUAAGAAUUUAUUUUCUGGGAAAGUGCCUAUUGAGUUGCAGAAUUUGAAGCUCAAUUUGCUUAAUUUGUCGAAUAACCAGCUUUCUGCAGAGCUCCCUCCUCUUUAUGCUAGCGAAAUAUACAGCAAGAGCUUCUUGGGCAACUCGGGAUUGUGUGGUGAUAUAGUUGGUCUUUGUCCAGAUACUAGUAGAUCUAAGAACCGACAGUAUCUAUGGAUUCUUAGAUCAAUUUUUAUACUUGCUGGUGUGGUUUUUGUUGUGGACUGUUAGAAGCUAACGGAAGGAUGGUGCCGGUGUUAACAGAGGGAGUGAUUUGCCACUGCAAGUGAGUUGAGGGGGUGAUUUGCGUGUGAAGUGGGUUUGGGGGGUGAUUUGCCACUAGUUGUUGAGUUGAGGGGGUGAUUUGCACCUUUUGCAGUCUAUAUUAAGCAGUAUUAUUGAUAUCCCAAAAUAUUUGAUCAACAUGAAUACUCUCUUUAGAUUAAAUCAUUUAAGACAAU
Rubroshorea leprosula is the source of this 1027-nucleotide messenger RNA. NCBI's taxonomy places the organism in Eukaryota, Viridiplantae, Streptophyta, Magnoliopsida, Malvales, Dipterocarpaceae. The record is from the annotation of a GenBank genome assembly.